Molecule: messenger RNA, 4773 nt
Organism: Myxocyprinus asiaticus (Chinese sucker)
Lineage: Eukaryota; Metazoa; Chordata; Actinopteri; Cypriniformes; Catostomidae
Product: GRB2-associated-binding protein 3-like
Exons: 10
Coding region: 679-2337 (552 amino acids)
Source: RefSeq, a predicted model, not a curated record
UUUAACGCUUGAAGUAUUUGUGUCGUUCGUUGUGUUGUUUUUUAAAUAAUAUUGGGCACUAGAGGGCGCACAAACACCACAACAUUUCCUUGUGCAGUACAACCUGCUACUUCCUUUAAACCUGAAAAAUAUUUGUAGGACAGGUUAUGGUGACAUACAUAACAUAGCCGUGUUAAGAUGAAAUAUACAAGAAUAAAUCUCUUUGUCUCUGAAUUUCCCCCCUCUCCCUUAAGUCUCUCUAGGCUCCAACAACAGAUGGCCUAGUGAACCAGUUCAAUUCCCCUCACAGCAUUUUCCAAACUGACCUUGGGUUGCCACACACACACACACACACACACACACACACACACACACACACGGUCAUGUGCUAGUCUGUUACAACAUAGUGGAGGGAGGAACAUCUUUUCUUCUCCACCCAGAUUACACACACACGGAUUUGCUUGUACAUACAUGUCUUUUCUAAGAUAACAUACAAAAACACACAAUCUCUCCUCCCACCCUCUGUUUGUUCCUCCUUCUCUCUCUCUCUCUCUCUCUCUCUCUCUCUCUCUCUCUCUCUCUCUCUCUCUCUCUGAUCGAUCCUGUGUUUGAGGGGUGUACACAGGAUUCUCUCAGCCUUCCUCUCAGUCUGCAAUCAGCAACGGACACGCGCACAGGCGCACACACAGAGAGGCAGCUAUGAGCGCAGGCGAUGUGGUAUGCACAGGAUGGCUUAUAAAAUCCCCUCCGGAGAAGAAGCUAAAUAGAUUUUUAUGGCGGAAGCGAUGGUUUGUUCUCCGGAGGGGUCGGAUGAGUGGAAAUCCUGACGUUUUGGAAUAUUACCGCAGCAAGAAUUCCCGUAAACCAAUCAGAACUAUUGACCUUCAGGAGUGUGAGGUCACCAUUGAGGCAGAGGUGCAGCUCACAAAACGUCAGUACCAGAAUCAGCACCUGUUUGUGGUGAAGACCACCAAACGCACCUUUUACCUACUGGCCAAAACGGCAGAGGAGAUGAACAUCUGGGUUCAGAGUAUUGGACAGAUUUGUACAUUUGGAGGACUGAAUAGAUGUACAGAAUCAAUGGACAGUCUUAAUCACACACCCUCUUCCCAGCAGCCCUCUCCAGCCCUCUCUCCUCAUGUUUCUCUUGUGGCCAAUCAAGUCACAGUUCCUGUCGACAACCACGCUGUCCUCGACAGGCCCAGUGAAUCAGAGAUCAGCCCUCCACUUGACUACCUCUUCCUCUCUCAGUGUGAGACGGGCACAAAGAGCAUAGUCAGGUGUGAUAGUGCCUCUAACUCAGAACGCUCCUUUGAGCAGAGCUCAUCUGAGUACACAGAGGAUGUGUUUAGCCCAACCCCACAUAUUGACUCCUCCCCUUCCCUGUUCCUUUUGGGCGGGGCAUCCGAGCAUCCCUUCAGUGCCCCCUGUGGCCCGCUCUCUCUUUCCUCUUCUCUCUCCUCCUGUCUCUCCUCUCCCAUCUCUCUACGGCAGCCACCUGACGUAUUCAGAUUUGACCGGCCCUUCUGUGUGACAUCAGAGCCACAGACACCUCCUCCCCUCCCACCCAAACCCACACACCUGUCUGAUCCCCACAGCAAUGACGAUACUGGGCGUAACCAGGUUCAGCCUGUUCUCAACCCUCGAAGGACAUCACUAUCGGGAACAGAACAUUUUUGGAGAGUUGCAGGAGAGUUUGAUAAUGCUGGAAGAAACUGGAAGAAACGUCUAAGCCUCAACCUGCCAAUAUUUCUGAAUACUGCAGUCACUGAAAGCCACUAUGAGGUUUCAUAUGUGCCCAUGGCCUCUCCACCAAUCAGCUGCUCUGAUAUUGCUUCAGACGGCUACAUACCCAUGAGCCCCUCCACUCUGCCUAUCUCCCAACUGACCAGCGGCAAAGCAGAGCAACCCUCGCCUUCGAAUCCCGACAUCGAGCCCCCUCCAGUCGACCGCAACCUGAAACCCAGAAGGCGGGCAAGGCCGCCACCCUUAGACCUGCGAGGCUUGUCCACAAUCUCUGAAUGUCCAUUCCAUGUCCCCCUCACACGCACCAUGACAGAACCCAGCACAUCACUUCAGUGUGUACCUUUGGACAGGCGGUGGGGGUGGGGUUUAAAUGGCCCAGAACAGGAAGGGAGCAUAACACUGACGGACCCUGGUCCUACUCCCUGGAUGAGGUGUUCCAAGCUAGAUUACCUGUCACUUGACUUCAACUCUGCCUCCCCCUCACCUGUCCAAAAGAAGCUGUUGCUGGCAGAUGGGUACAGGGUGGAUUAUGUACAGGUAGACGAGAAGAAGACACAGGCUUUGCAGAGCACCAAGAUGGAGUGGAAGGAUGUUCGUCAGUCAAAAGCCUAAAGCCUUUUGGGGGGGGAUCAAUUUAAAUUAUUACAUGAUUCAAAACUUGACUUGUACUCAUCACCUACAAUUUCAGGUACACUUUGGUCAUUACACGGCUGUGAAAAGAAUGUAAUACUACCCAGAAAGGGGUUGGAUAUGAAACCUUCAGAAAAAAAAAUGUCAGAUUAUUCAGGAAAUUAUUCCAGAAUAAAAGACCCUCUGCCAAAAUCCUAACCCUCUUGGACCCCAUUUGUAAUGCCUUAAUAAAAAGCUCACUAUGAAGGUUUGCUAAGAAAGCCGCAUACUGUAUGAAAGGUUUGCAGGCUAAUCGGUUAAAGGCAUGCCAAUCUAUCAGGCUAAUCCGUUAGCUUUAUGAUAUGAUAUCAGGCUAAAUGGGGGUAGUAUUUAGCACGAUACCUGAUUCUACAACUAACAUUUUGUAGUAUGUAGUCUUUUUAAAUCUGAAUGGAGAAUGAAAGCCAAACAGUGCUGAGAGUAUGAAUCGUACAUGAACACAUUUUCACCGAAGCUUAAAUUUGCUUACCAAAGCACAAAUUUACUCACACUCCAUCUGAGACUAUUUAUAACACAAAUAAUUUAUUAACUGAUUGUUCAUUAGGGAUUAUUUGCUCAAAUUGGAAAACUAAAAACAGUACAGAGCAAUUUUUAUGGUACUUUCUGGGACAUCUAUUUUGAAAUAAUUCCCUGAAUAUAACGGCACACUGUUUUACAUCACUGAUAUAUGUGACACAGAUGUCACAUAGGCUCUUCAUAAAUUCAGAAAAACAUUUUCAAAGGUGUUAUGAAGUUUUAUGUAGAUAUUAUGAAUGUUACAUAUUAAUGACAUGCACAAUCAUGAAAAGUGUCACAAACAAUGUAUGUGUCUCUUUCACUGGUUUCAAACACGUUUAACGUGAACUCGUACUAUUACAAUAUGUUUCAUGAGAGUCGGACCACUGUAGACCACUGGAACCACUCACUGUGAUUGCACACUGGAACAAAGAUUCAAGAAUCAAGACAUCAGAACUUUGAAGGAAGUAGCUUUUUUUGUAGAAGGGAACUCUGCCUGGAUAGAUCUGCCUUUUCCUUUUUUAAGAUUGAAUGUUGAGUGAAUAUUGAAUGUUUAAUGUAAGACUACUGUCAUAUUAUUGACCUAACAGGGUUAUGCGUUUUUCCUGUUGACUUAGGCUGGUUCACUUUUAUGAGGCAUUACGAAUGUAUUUGGGGUUGUAGAAUUCUAGUGCCAUGUCAUGCUAUGCUAAUGACACUGUUAUGUCAUUUUUAUGGUGGUCAAAUGUUACCUUUGUCAUACUGACAAGAGCACAAAGAUUUCAUGGGAAACAAUCACUGUGACAUCAUCCGUUUCCCGCCAAUUCUUAUAUUAUUCAGUGUAUGCUUUAUGUCUCAUGAAGUAAUGAAAUACAUGAGUGAGAGUGAAAGAGUGAAUGAGUGCGAGCAAAACAGUGUGUGUGUGUGUGUGUGUGUGUUUCUGAAAUUUAGAGACCUUACUGACCUGUGUGAAUAAAUGGAUGUCUAUCCAUUAGCAGGUAAAUUAUUGUGAUGCAUUUUGAACACAAACCACUUUAAAACAAUUCAGCUGAAUAAACUCAAUAAUUUAAAAACUCAGUGAGACUCUUCUUUAAACUAUUUUUUUCUCUGAAAGACGGGAAAAUACGGAAUAAAAAACAGCACACAUCUUUUAUAUAUACUGUAUGUUAAUUAAUCAGAAUGUAUAAAGGCUUAAAUUCCUCACUCCAGUGACAAUUCAUCUGGUGUUGUUUUUCGAUUUCUGACUCCCUAGUAUGUUUAUGUUUACCGAUAGGUUUAGGGGUGGCCUUUAUGGAUAGGAACCAAUGACUCCCUAAUACUAUGGUUAGAUAAGGGGUGGGUGUAGGUGUAGGAUUUAAGGAUGCAACCUUGACUAUGAUCAAAAUGCAACCAACAUCACUGUGUUUUGUAAUCAGAAGGCACCAAAUAAGACCAGAUGAAGCAUGUAUUCAGUUCAACUCUGUUGUAUCCAUAAUGAAGUUUAUUAUGAAAUAAUGAUAUAAUGUUCUUAUUUCAAUCAGAUCACCAAAUCAAAAAUAUUUAACCGAUAUUUUUCUUUGUAACAUAAUAAUAUGUGGCACUUCAUACACAUGUGUGGCAUAUUUCUUCCAUACUGUCCUCUUAUGUUUAUUUUUGAUGCCCUACAGGGUCUUUAACACUCCAGCAGAAACUCUAAAAUAUAGAAAGAGGAUCAAGAUGGAAAAAAAUGAAAAGAAUCACACUAUAAUAUAAUAAAUAAUGUUUUAUAGCAAUACUUUAAAUAUUGUGAUUGGACUAAAUACUAUCUUUUGAAAGUUAUCAGACAAAACCUGAAUAUACCAUAAAUAAAAUGUUCCACAAGUCCCCUUCAUGUGGGAAUAUAUAUAUAUAUAUCUAUAUAUAUAUAUAUAUAUAUAUAUAUAUAUA